Molecule: messenger RNA, 300 nt
Organism: Suillus paluster
Lineage: Eukaryota; Fungi; Basidiomycota; Agaricomycetes; Boletales; Suillaceae
Exons: 1
Source: RefSeq, a predicted model, not a curated record
AUGAGCAUCUGGCGCCUCAUGACUUGGAUGAUGACAGGAGGCAACCAAUUAUGCGAAGCUAAGGUAACUCGACUAGUCAAGGAAGUCCUAUCAGCAGAAGAUUUCAGCGUACAGGAUCUGAAUGGCUUCGACGCCCAUACAGAAAUGGGGCAUUUUGAUUCAUCUGAAGCCAGUCUUGAUGACAACGAUAUCUUCCAAAGGGACAGUUGGAAAGAGACAGCCACAGAGAUCCUGGUACCGACUAGAGAGAGAAAUCCAAGCAGGAAUGGACAGCCAUUUACUGUCCCAGGGUUCCAGUAC